AUGGUAGGAGACCGUACAGCUCCACGAGAAAUUGUGAUCCGACGAAGAAAUAACACUCUCGAUUUCAUAGCUGAUACACACCGAUUGUACGAUGCUCUCCAAUAUCCGCUAAUGUUCUGGAAGGGACAAGACGGAUAUGGCAUUAAUAUUAAACAACGAGAUCCAUUAACAGGAAAUGAAACAAACAAGAACGUCAGCUCGAAGGAUUUUUAUUCUUAUCGUCUGAUGGUAAGACGCGGUCAAGACAACAUUAUUUUACGAUGUCGAGAGCUUUGUCAACAGUUCAUGGUAGACAUGUACGUGAAGAUCGAAAGUGAGCGGUUGCGAUACCUACGGUUUAAUCAAAAGAAACUUCGUUCUGAAGAGUAUAUACACUUACGUGACGCUAUUAUGAAUAACGCCGACACAUCUGACAUUGGAAAAAGUGUCAUUUUACCAUCAUCAUACAUAGGCAGUCCACGUCACAUGCAAGAGUACAUUCAGGAUGCGAUGACUUUCGUUCGGGAAUACGGAAGACCGUGUUUAUUCAUCACUUUUACAUGUAACCCUAAAUGGCCGGAAAUCACUUCUUUGCUUUUGGAAGGACAAAAUUCCACACAUCGGCAUGAUAUAACGGCACGAGUGUUCAAACAAAAAUUGAAAUCGUUAAUUAACUUCAUAACCAAACUAAAUGUAUUCGGUCCUACACGCGCCUGGAUGUAUUCGGUCGAAUGGCAAAAGCGAGGAUUACCCCAUGCACAUAUUCUUAUAUGGCUUCAAGACAAGAUACAUUCUGUGGAAAUUGAUACUUUGAUUUCCGCAGAAAUACCUGAUCCUUCAACCGACAGGUUAUUGUUCGACAUUGUUACUAAUAAUAUGAUCCAUGGGCCAUGCGGUAACUUGAAUCGUUUAUCACCUUGCAUGGUAGAUGGCAGAUGCACCAAGAGUUUUCCGAAAUCGUUCACCAAGGAAACUAUUACGAAUGUGGACGGAUAUCCGAUAUAUCGCAGAAGAAAUAUCGACGAUGGAGGACAAUCAUUCACGAAAACAAUAAACAACGUUGAAUUAGAUAUUGACAAUCGUUGGGUUGUGCCAUAUUCACCUUUACUCAGCAAAACCUUCAAUGCGCACAUCAAUGUUGAGUUUUGUAGCUCAGUUAAGAGCAUCAAAUAUAUAUGCAAAUAUGUGCAUAAGGGAAGCGAUAUGGCAGUCUUUCGAAUUGAAAAUUCCAACUCAAAUGUUUCUCCAGUCAAUAAAAACGACGAAAUAACGUUGUAUCAAACAGGUCGAUACAUCAGCUCUAAUGAAGCUGUGUGGCAAUCCAAAUCAGCUGUAUCGAUUGCUCUCGCCCAAUUCGAUAACCGCAAUCCCGCAACCACAGUUCAAUCGGACGAAAACUUGCCGGAAGCCAGUUAG
Messenger RNA from Uranotaenia lowii, 1395 nucleotides. RefSeq lists its product as uncharacterized. The record is from RefSeq and is a predicted model, not a curated record. The coding region runs from base 1 to 1395 and encodes 464 amino acids. The transcript has 4 exons. Lineage: Eukaryota; Metazoa; Arthropoda; Insecta; Diptera; Culicidae.